This is a messenger RNA of Necator americanus (New World hookworm), 891 nucleotides long. RefSeq lists its product as uncharacterized. Bases 1 to 891 code for a protein of 296 amino acids. The transcript has 8 exons. The record is from RefSeq and is a predicted model, not a curated record. Gene Ontology annotation, cellular component: membrane. Lineage: Eukaryota; Metazoa; Nematoda; Chromadorea; Rhabditida; Ancylostomatidae.
AUGACUACGGUCACAAAUUGGAUCGUAUAUCUGUGCGAAAGUUUUCUUAUAAUAAUUGUGAACACCCCUUUGAUUCUUACUAUUCUUCUACGGAAAAAUAAUCGUAAUCGUCGAGAGUUUUUAAUUAUUACUGGCAUGGUAUUAGGCGAUACACUAUACGCCUUAGGAUUUUUCUUGUCUAUUACGAGACGUCUCGAAAACUUGUCAUCCGGUGAUAGUUUGGUGACAAGGUCCGAAUGUAUGGCUCAAAUCCCAACGAUUGCAGUAUUUUUGGGCACAUCCCUAAUCGGCCAGAUGAACACCGUAGUUGCUAUUGAUAGAUUUCUUGCCACAGUAUUCCCUAUUUGGUAUUUUAAAACUACCAUACGUUAUCCUAUAACAAUACUUUCAAUUGCAUAUGGAUUCUCAAUUAUUACGUUAGUGCUUAACUGGAUACUUGUUCUUAGCGAUGAACAUGAAAAAUUAGCGUUGAUCAGUAUUCAGUGCAACUUUGCUGACUCGACAUUUCCCGGAUUCAGAAACCUACUCGUCUACUAUCGAUGGCUCUGCAUUAUUAUUGCUUCUUUACUAUACAUUAUGAUCGCACUCUUCAUACGAAAGAGGUUCAAAGCCGUUUCACGUACACUUGCGCCACAAAUGAACAAAAUACAUAGCAGGAAACUGAUGCGAAGUAACAUUACUAUGGGAUUAACGACUCUCAGCGCCUUCUUCCUCUUACUAAUCCCCGACGUUUUCGCUGAAUUUAAUUUACCUAAUAGUAGUAGUGGUACGAAAUUAUUCUUGUAUUCGCUAAUGUUGAACAAGACAAUGGUCAACUUAUUAAUAUUCGUUGUACGACAUCGAGAACUGCGUGGUGUGUUCAUCGCAGGAGGAUCAUCAGAACACAGUUAG